CGAGCGGGGCGGCGCGCGGCGCGCGGCGCGGCGCGGCGGCGGCGCUCGGGGUGGGGCCGCGGGAUGCUCGGCGGCGCGGGGCACCAUGGGAGAAUCCGCGGGCCGCCCGGCAUGGCGGCGGCGGCGGCUGGCGGCUGAGGGGCGGCGGGGGGCGGCCAUGGUGUCGCCGGCGGCGCGGCUGGUGGGGCAGGGCGUGUGGGCGGCGCUGACCGGGGGCUGGUACCACGACCCGGAGCAGGGCGCCUUCACCAACAGCUGCCACCUCUACCUAUGGCUCUUCCUGCUGACGCUGCCGCUGGCCCUGCACCUGGCUUUCCCACCAAAUACCAUCACAGUUUUUGUAUACUGCAGCUCAGUGACAGUGUUCUUCACAAUAAUAAAGGUGAUCAGUUACCGUCUGCAUCUUAUGUUUGAUAAAGGUGAAGUAAUUCAGCAAAAGAUCUCAAGAAAAAAUGGAAGGCAAUGUAAAGAUACAGAAGUCCCGAAAGGAAACACAGUUCAGCCCUCAAAUUGUAGCAAUAAUAUGGGAGAUAAUGAUGUAAUUGGUGAGAUCAACCAAAAUGACUCUACUCCAACAAGUGACAGCAGUUCAAGAGUACAGGCUGUCCACUCACAGAACUCAUCUGGAGUGAUGGAGCUGCCAACACGUGAAACUAUUGAAGAUCUCAAAGGGGUUACAGUAUUAGAAGAGCAGGCUGCACUACCAAUUUCAUCUACCUCACCCUGUAUCAAAGCAGAUAUAUUACCUGUUUCUACAGCCUCUGCUUCAGGUUCCACCACAUCAGCAAUAGUGGCAAAACCAGCUGCUAUGGAAACACGUUCUGGUAAUGGAAUAAAUGAAAAAGAAGAGAAGGGACAGUCAUCCGGACAGCAUGGAUCACAAGAUAUUCUUGUGGACAGCGAUGUAGUUAAAAUUUUCUCCAAUGUUUCUCCAUCACAGGGUGACAUUUUGAGGACUGGAGUUUCUUUGGAGCCAUGGGACAGUGAAAAUUCGGUUAUUUCAGACCACUUGAGUAAUCCAAGAAGUUACAAAAGAGAGAAAUUGCCAGAUGGAUCACCCCAGGCAAGCUUUACAAGUAGCUGCCCACAUUGCAAUGCCAUUGCAACCAAAGACCCUGACCAUGCGGAAAGUGUAUGUAACGCUGAUAAUACCAAUGAGGACCUGAACUGCUCAGACAGUGAGACUGCUCUUGCUGUUGUUGACAACUCUCUUUCUGGAGACCAACUAUGUGAGCCCAUUAAAAUUAUUAUCACAAUGAGUAGUACACCAAACACUCUCAGUGACCUAGCAGGCUCUGUCCAUCUAAGGGCUCUGGAUACUGAGAGAUCAAGCUCAGCCCUGAGCUCCAGCAUAGUUACAGCGGAUCACCAGAGUCAGCAAACUAACGAACAGCUCAGAAUCCCUGUUAUAACUUUUGAUUUGUCUGAUGAUAGUAAAGGUAAGACUUGUCCAGAAGUCAGUGGAAGUGAAAGAACUCCAGAAGUUUUAAAGGCAGAUCUCUCAUCCAACCAGUGUUCUGGCUAUGAAUCUGGUGAUCCAGACAAUGCAGUAAAGGAGCACAGCAAUCCAGCAAAUACUCCUUUAGAAACUAACACCCAUUCAGAUGUAAAUGAGGAGAAUGCUUCUGAAAAUGUACGGGUCAUCGCUUUCAAUUCUAAAGAGGAUCAACAGAACCUAGAUCCACAGUCCUGCAGAACUGUGCAUGAGAAGAGGCACAUUCGGGUGCUAAGUGUAGACAGUGGGACAGAUGUACUUUUAAGUAAGAAUUUCAUAGAUGUGACUGACAAAGAAAAGACCUUACCAACUUCUAAAUCUGAUCUGGAAGCUAAAGAAGGGCAGAUGCCCAAUGAAUCUAACUUUCUAGAGUUUGUCUCUCUCCUGGAGUCCAUUAAUACCUCAAAAAUGAAGGCAUCCAAUCAAUCCACUGUCAAAACAGAGAAUACAAAAGAAAAUGGGCCUGUUGGAGAUAGCCAGAUGGUAGAGAGAAAAGAAGAAAUGGUGGGAACAGAAAAACACUGUGAGCAACUUCCUAAACAGGAAAGAUCAGAUGUACAAAGCCAAGAUCGUGCUAGUACUAGUCCGGUGCUACCAGAGCCUGCCAAAUUUGCAGCACUUUACCAGGGCAACAGGCAAAGGCAGAUUAUCUACCGGGUAACUUCUCAGCAAGAUAGUUCUGUCUUGCAAGUAAUAAGUGGACCUGAGGCGUCUGUACAAGAUGAGCUAUCCGUGGAUGCAAUGCAUGUGUUCAUAGAUGAAAACGGGGAAAUUAGAUCCUGUUAUUUAAAGGCUGGCUGUCAGAAGGAAGGAAAUAUUCGACAUCAGCUAUCAAAUUGUGGUUGCGUUUCGAAUGCUCAUGAAAUACAGUUCAGUUCUUCUAGUACUACCACUUCAGAGAGCCAAGAACCAUCUUCUGGUGAUCAAGCAGCAAGCGCGCUUCAGCAGCAGCUCUUACUGAUGGUGGCACGAAGGACCCUUUCAGAAAACCCACGGCAACCCAGUCAGGACCUUGAGGAUUCUUCAUGUUCUUCAGCACAACGGAAAUUGAACAGGCAGUUUUACAAAUUUAUUGUAUUUCCUGGCAAAUGGAUUAAAGUCUGGUAUGAUCGGCUUACCUUGUUGGCGUUGCUGGACCGGACAGAGAAUAUAAAGGAGAAUGUAUUGGCUGUUUUUCUAGUAGUUCUUGUUUCAUUUCUUGGAUUCCUGACUCUGAAUCAAGGCUUUUGUAAAGACAUUUGGGUUCUGCUGUUUUGUCUCGUCAUGGCUAGUUGCCAGUAUUCCCUCCUAAAGAGUGUUCAGCCUGAUCCUGCUUCACCAAUACACGGGCACAAUAAAAUCAUAACGUACAGCAGACCUGUAUAUUUUUGUAUAUUGUGUGGCCUUAUUUUGCUGCUAGAUGCUGGAUCUAAAGACUCAAACCCUUCAGCUUAUACAAUGUAUGGCUUGAACCUCUUUUCACCUGGAUCUCUCCAGUCAGCCAGAGACCAUGUAAUAGCUGCUGCUGGGUUCAUAUCUGCACUAUACAGCAUUUCUCGAAGCUUUGCAGUUUUGAUCGUCUUAUAUGCCUUCUGCUUCAGUGCAGUGAAGGAACCCUGGGAUGCACAGCACAUUCCAGCGCUGUUCUCUGCUUUCUGUGGCCUGCUAGUUGCACUUUCUUAUCAUCUCAGCAGACAAAGCAGCGACCCAUCAGUACUGAUGUCUCUUAUUCAAUGCAAAUUUGUCCCUCACUUUCUACGUCAACAUUUUGAAGAUUCAUCAGCAGAUCCACUCCCAGAAAAGAUGAGAGAAUCAGUGGCAGGGAUCUAUCUGAUGUCUUACAAUAACACAGUUAUCACAUGGUUCAGUCAUUCUUGGUCCCUUGAACUGCUGGAGCUGAACAUGCAGAAGUGCAGGAAAGAGCGCUGCGGGACUGGCCAGACGCAGAAAGAUAUCUUGAAAUCGGAUCUCAUUGUUUGCACAGUUGCUGCUGUUCUGUCAUUUGCAGUCAGUGCUAGCACAGUAUUUCUGUCAUUAAGGCCAUUUCUCAGCAUUGUCCUGUUUGCUUUAGCAUGGACUGUGGGAUUCGUAACACAUUACAUACUUCCUCAGCUUCGCAAGCACCACCCCUGGAUGUGGAUCUCCCACCCCAUACUGAAAAGCAAAGAGUAUCGGCAGCGGGAAGUGAGAGAUGCUGCUCAUUUGAUGUGGUUUGAAAGGCUCUAUGUGUGGCUUCAGUGCUUUGAGAAAUACAUCUUGUAUCCAGCUAUUAUACUGAAUGCCCUCACUAUUGAUGCUUUCUCAAUUAGUAAAUACAAGAAGCUCGGUACACAUUGUGAUAUUAUCCUGAUAACAGUUGCUGGGAUGAAACUUCUCCGCUCCUCAUUCUGUAAUCCUAUUAAUCAGUUUGUUACUUUGAGCUUUACUGUAAUCUUCUUCCGAUUUGACUGCAAAGACAUUUCAGAAAACUUCUUGAUGGAUUUCUUCAUGAUGUCCAUUGUGUUUCACAAGCUGUGGGACCUACUGCAAAAGUUACAGUUCAUCAUGACAUAUAUUGCUCCCUGGCAGAUUGCCUGGGGGUCAUCGUUCCAUGUUUUUGCUCAGCUCUUUGCAAUACCUCACUCUGCUAUGCUUUUUUUUCAAACUCUGGCCACUUCAGUCUUUUCUACUCCACUGAGUCCAUUUCUUGGUAGUGUCAUCUUUAUCGCAUCAUACGCAAGACCAGUCAAGUUCUGGGAGAAAGACUACAACACCAAAAGGUCGGACCAUUCCAACACAAGACUGGCAAUUCAGAUCGAAAAGGAUGCAGGAAAUGAUGACAAUAAUCUCAACUCCAUUUUUUAUGAGCAUUUGACAAGAUCUCUGCAGGAGUCUCUUUGUGGAGAUUUGAUACUGGGCCGCUGGGGAAACUACAACACAGGAGACUGUUUUAUUCUGACAUCGGAUUAUUUAAAUGCUUUUGUGCACUUGAUCGAAAUUGGAAAUGGCCUUGUCACCUUUCAGCUCAGAGGGCUGGAAUUUCGAGGGACAUAUUGCCAGCAGAGAGAAGUGGAAGCUAUAACAGAAGGAGAUGAAGACAAUGAAGGCUGCUGCUGUUGUAAGCCUGGACACUUGCCUCACUUGUUAUCAUGUAAUGCAGCCUUUAACCUCCGAUGGCUGACAUGGGAAAUAACACGAACCCAGUACAUCCUGGAAGGAUAUAGCAUCAUUGAUAACAAUGCUGCAACAAUGCUGCAAGUGUUUGAUCUGCGGAGAAUACUUAUAAGAUACUAUAUAAAGAGUAUAAUAUACUUUACAGCAAGUUCUCCCAAAAUCCUUCACUGGAUAAAAGAUGAAUCCAUUCAAAAGAUACUGCAGCCUUAUGCAAAAUGGCAUUAUAUUGAACGUGACCUCGCAAUGUUUAAUAUUAACAUAGAUGAAGAUUAUGUUCCAUGUCUCCAAGGAAUAACAAGAGCUAGUUUCUGCAGUGUUUAUUUGGACUGGAUUCAAUACUGUGCUGCAAAAAGGGCAGAGCACCUGGACAGUGAUGAGGAUUCUCCUCUAGUAACGCUUUCCUUUGCCUUGUGUAUCCUGGGUCGAAGAGCUUUGGGAACUGCAGCUCAUAAUAUGGCCAUCAGUUUAGAUUCUUUUCUUUAUGGCCUCCAUGCACUGUUCAAAGGAGACUUUCGAAUAACAGCCAAAGAUGAGUGGGUCUUUGCAGACAUGGAUCUACUGCAUAAGGUUGUUGCCCCAGCAAUCAGAAUGUCUCUGAAGCUGCAUCAGGACCAGUUCACCUGCCCAGAUGAAUAUGAAGACCCAGCAGUUUUAUAUGAAGCAAUCCAAUCUUUUGAGGAGAAGGUUGUGAUUUGUCAUGAAGGGGACCCAGCCUGGCGCAGUGCUGUACUCUCCAACAGAGAAGAGUUGCUAACCCUGAGACAUGUGGUAGAUGAAGGAGCAGAUGAAUAUAAAGUUAUCAUGCUCCACAAAAGCUACUUGAGCUUCAAGGUUAUCAAGGUGAACAAGGAAUGUGUCAGAGGGCUUUGGGCCGGGCAGCAGCAGGAACUGAUUUUCUUACGCAAUCGUAACCCAGAAAGAGGAAGCAUCCAGAAUAAUAAACAGGUCUUGCGGAACUUAAUUAAUUCUUCAUGUGAUCAGCCACUGGGAUAUCCAAUGUACGUUUCCCCUUUAACCACCUCGUACCUUGGGACACACAGCCAACUGAGGAACAUUUGGGGGGGACCUGUCAGUUUGGACAACAUUAAAAAGUGGUUCAGAUCCAAAUGGUUAAGAAUGCGGAAGGACUGUCACGCAGCUCAUCACGACAGAGGUAACGCUGAAGAGGUGGAUAGCAGAGGGGGGUCUUCGUCUGGCAGCAAUUCCACAGGUAAUUCGAGCCAGAGCAAUAGCUCGCAGCACACCAGAAACAGCACACCUCAGCUGCAGGCUGCAUCACAGGAGGUCCACCAGCACGCAGGCAGGAGAAAACUCAGGAGUCAGUCUGUCCAGGCACACACUGCUUUAAACCAAAGGCCCCCUGUUUCAAGUCCCUCCGGACCAAUUGUAGAAAGCUGCCAGCCUUUCAUCCAAACAUCUACAUCUGCCCACGAAAUUGCCCAAAGGCUUUCUAGUAGUCAGCUGUCACUCCACAACUCGGCAACAUCUGUGUUUUCUCAGUCCCCUGCUGUUCCUGUAGCUGGCCAGCUGACUGUGCAGGACCAAGCUGCAGCAAUGCUUAGGUCCAGCCUGGCCUCUUCCACCAGCUCAACUCUCAGCCUGCUGUUUGGCAAGAGAAGUUUUUCAAGCGCGUUGGUGAUUUCUGGGCUCUCAGCUGCAGACGGUGGUAACAGCAGUGACACUCAGUCAUCCAGCAGUAUGAAUAUUGCCAUGGGUCCAUCUGCCAGAGCAGCGAGUCAAGCAGCUCGGCAACUUACUGAGACCUGCGAAGCAACCGAUACUACAGACUCCAGACCCCAAAGAGAUGCAGGCCCUGCCUGUGCCAUAUUCAUGAGUCGGAACCUGGAGUGCAGAAGGGCCAGCCAAGAAGAUAUGGCCCUGGAAGACACAGCAUCUCAACAAAGCCUGUCUGAAGAGCAAUAAGGACUAUUCGUAGAGCAAGGGCCACGUGCUUCUUAAAAUUAAAGACAGUUAGGUCAAGGAGCUGCAGGUGGGUUUAAGUUCUUUCAAAUGUAACAAGCAACCUCCAAAUCUUUAUUUUUCUAACUUGUAAGCAAGAAUACUAGAUGUUCUCUAGCUAAAGGCCUUGGCACAGGUGGGGUUGGAAGAUGUCCUAACAAAACCAGUGCCACUUCAUCUCAGGUCCUUGUAAAUCCUAGAACAAUGAAUACAAUUUAUUUGACAUUCCUUCCCCUGCAGAGGUGUUGACACACUUGUGGUGGAACUUAGAAAAAAAGCUUAAAAAAUAACAGUUGGAAUCAAGAAUGAAUGCAAUGGGAAAUACUAAUACAACUCAGUGAAAAGCACAUAAGAUCUCUUCCUUGCCAUAAUUAAACUGCUGACUGCAUGUGAAAUAAAUGGCAUUUGAUAUAUAAUGUAUAACAAACAGCAACUUUGAACAGAAGCAAUGAAUACAUGAAAGGACAGUACAAUCUGUACUGUAACAACACAGUUAAAUCUUGUUUUUUCUUCAAAAGCAAAUCUUUUUUUAUUUUUCUUUAACAUGUUAUGCAGGUGAUAAUUAUGAACAGCAACUUAGCAUCACAGAUUGAUAUACUGCAUGCAGCCAUAUUGAAAUACUGUGUAACACAACCACGCUAUAGAGAUUAACAAAAGUCAAGUUUGAGAAAAGAAAGUAGCCAGUGCAUGGAAAGCCUUGGCAAAGCAUAUGGUGCCCCUUAUUUGCAAAGAAAGCAGCUUUGCAGAAACAGCUGCUCUUACAUAUAAUCUCACACUCCUGUUUAGUUUACAGCAGUGUUUCUCAAAUUCCAGGCGGUAGCCCCUUUGGGAGCUGCAAGAGGGCCCAAGGGAAUACUCAAGGACACAAAAGUGUAAAGCAGGCUAUAAUUAUUGUCUGCAAGUGUUUGCAUUGGGAAGGGAAUGGCUAACUGCCUUUAAUUGUGGGACACAGCUCAGUGUCCAUAAACACUUAUAGCCAGUAAUUACAGAGCAUUCUGAUUUCCCUCCCCCAGAGGGACUGAGCUGCUGCCAGUUUAAUAGUUGCAUGAAGACAGAUGUAGCAAAGAGGAAGGUCACACUUUCACAAAGUUUGAGAAACACUGAUUUACAGGAAUGCAUGACUAUUUUGGAGGGCAAAAGGCUACAGCAAAUCCUUACUGUACUACAAUGUAUACAUGCACACACACAUUCACGUGCAUUCUCCUCAUUCUUUUUUUUAAUUAAAAAAUUUGCAGCUAUCAGUGUCUUGCUGUUCCUCUUUACUGUAACUACCAUACAUUGUUACAAAUUCUCAUCAGGACGAUCUGCAGCCAGGCUGUCUUGUCCCAAUUAACGAUAAAGAUUUAACAAGAGAUGCUGUAGCUAAGUCUCAUUACGUUUAGACAAGGCACUGUUGCAUUCUGAGCUUCCUACUGUGCCACACUUAAUACCAUAAGUAGUAGAACUAAAUAACAUCUAGUGAAAAUAAAGUGAUCCAAGUA
Dromaius novaehollandiae (emu) is the source of this 8067-nucleotide messenger RNA. RefSeq names its product pecanex 2 (gene PCNX2). The coding region runs from base 86 to 6550 and encodes 2154 amino acids. Lineage: Eukaryota; Metazoa; Chordata; Aves; Casuariiformes; Dromaiidae. The record is from RefSeq and is a predicted model, not a curated record. The transcript is spliced from 34 exons. Gene Ontology annotation, cellular component: membrane.